Acyrthosiphon pisum (pea aphid) is the source of this 1254-nucleotide messenger RNA. RefSeq names its product WD repeat-containing protein 11. Bases 6 to 1103 code for a protein of 365 amino acids. Lineage: Eukaryota; Metazoa; Arthropoda; Insecta; Hemiptera; Aphididae. Gene Ontology annotation, molecular function: protein binding. Gene Ontology annotation, cellular component: cytoplasm. The record is from RefSeq and is a predicted model, not a curated record. The transcript has 10 exons.
UUUGCAUGGAAUGGGUUCAAUGCAAUUUGUCUAAAGGAAAAAAAAAUAGUGUAACAACCACUAUAAUUGAAGAAAAUGAAAUUGGAUCAAAAUACCCAGAACAUUUAUUAAUUUCUGACAUAGCAGGCAACCUCUAUGCUUUCUUAAUUGAUUCAAAUAGUUUUUUGAAGCCUGGUACAAUGAUUGAGCCUGGAAUUUUGUUAAAACCUCCUGUAUACCUUACAUGCAAGUUAAACAUUGCAUUACAAGUAGACAGUGAUGGUAAUUUGUUUGUGUGGGAUUUAAGUAACCAUAUGGACAAACAAAAGCAACAUAUUAAUCGUUUGGAAAUACGAAAAUUAAAAUUUGCUCCGGGUGCUGGGAAUUUCCGAUUUUUAUGUUUGUCAUCAGAUGGCAUUGACAUUUUUAAUGUUUUUGGGUCUCCUCAAUCUAUUGAACUAAUUUCGACAAUGAAGACAGAUAAAAAGUUACAAAUUAUUGAUGCUGAUUGGGCUAGUGCUGAACACACUGUAAUCAUGUUUAAUGAUCAUUCUAUUCGAGUAUUUGACCUUAAGCUUACAAAGUCUUACUCUUCAAUAUACAAUUAUGAAUUUGAUGAUUUACUGGGGCCUCCUGUAAUUUUAGAUCGUGAUUUAUGUAAGAUGUUUUACUUUUGGCUUUCAGCUACUUGUAAAAAAGUUUAUAGCACAGAACUUGGUUUUAAUAAUUAUGAAUUAUCCUUGAUCAAAAAUGCCUGUCAUUCUCUACCGUGGACAGAACUAGAAUUAUGUACAAAAAUAGCUGAACGAUCUUUAGUAGUAUGUCAAUCACUUGGACUGAAGAAUGAAGUCCAAUUUUGGACAGUGGCUUUUCAUUACAUCAUGAUGGGCGAUGAUUAUGCAACAAGUGUUGUCCCUCCUUUAGACUCUUGUUAUGAUGUUGUAUGUGACUGUGCUACAUAUCGAAAAAUACAAUUAGAACGAGUCUUAUUACAUGAAUGGAAAAGUGGUGACUAUAUGCAUAUGAGGCGGGUCGCCGAUAAAUUUAUAUUACUUGGAGAAAAAACAAGAGCAUUAGACUUGCUUUUAGCAACCAAUGUGAAUGAUCCAAAUUUAUUAUACUGACGCAUUGAAGGCUUGUUUGAUUGCAACUGUGGAUUCAAAUACUGCUAAUCAGAGUACAAUUAAACUGGUUGCAGCUAAUCUUAUUGCAGAAAAUAAAAUUGAUGAAGGUAUUCAACUGUUAUGUAUGAUUGGCAAAGGAUCACAAGCUUGC